Messenger RNA from Heterostelium album PN500, 2544 nucleotides. RefSeq lists its product as uncharacterized. Bases 1 to 2544 code for a protein of 847 amino acids. NCBI's taxonomy places the organism in Eukaryota, Evosea, Eumycetozoa, Acytosteliales, Acytosteliaceae. Gene Ontology annotation, biological process: cell division. Gene Ontology annotation, cellular component: plasma membrane. The record is from RefSeq and is a predicted model, not a curated record. The transcript has 3 exons.
AUGUCAUUUAAAUCUGGAUUCAAUAAUUUUGUGGCGAAAUCUAGAGAUGCGAUCAAUAAUGUAGGAAGUAAUAAUAAGGAGGAAAAACAAGCUACUCCGACCACGGUGACAACCAACAAUAGUACUCCCACCUAUACCAAUACUACAACCAAUAGUAACAAUUACUCUGCACCCAGACCACCAGUUCAGAAGACUCCACCACCUCCACCACCUUCACAACUUAAACAACAACAACAACAACAUCAACAACCAUCGCAACCACAAUAUCAACAACAACCAUCACAGCCAUCACAACCGCAACAAUUACAACCUAUUUAUCCAUCUUUAUAUAAACAACCAUCAAAUUCUACACUUCAGCAGCAACAGCCUGUUCAACAACAACCUAUUCAACAACCAAACAAUAAUGCAGCUGCUGCUCCAGUUAGACCAAAAGUUCCAUUGUCAAAACCUCCACCUUCUUUGACAAAUUCAUCAACGUAUAAAAGUCCAGCACAAGUACAACAACAACCAGUGGUGGCCAGCCAACAAACACCAUCAGCACCACCAAGACCACAAAAACCAAAACCAGCACUUCCAUUAAACCCAAUUCAACUUCAGCAACAACAACAACAACAACAACAACAACAACAACAACAACAACAACAACAACAACAACAACAACAAUAUCAACAAAAUGAAUAUGUAUAUCAAUCAUCACAACCAGUUAUUAGCUUAGAGAAAUCAUAUCAACCACAAGUACAACAAUCACUACCAACUUAUAAUCAAUAUGAUCAAAACAAUCAAUAUUAUAAUAAUGAUCAUCAGUCCAAUCAAUAUAAUCAAAGUUCACCUAAUAAUCAUGUUGUUAGUUUAGAAAAGUCAAGUACACCACCAACAAGCUACUCGCCACAACACCAACAGGAUGGAGCAUCGGAAUAUUAUCAACAUCAUCAACAGGCAGUGGCGACUUACAAUCAAAACAACACACCAAAAGAAAAGAGCUCACUCUCAUCCAGUCUCUCAAAGACAAAGAAUAGCAUUGAUACACACUCUAGAAUCGCAAUGACAUCGAUUGGUGCUGGCGAUGCAACGGUGUUGGCCAACUACCCAGAGUUACUACUCACCAAUCCAAUGUAUGUUGCAACACUCCAAUACACCGAAAUCAUAUUGGAGAUCGACGAUAUCAAGUUGAAACCAUGUAUACUAGGUCAGAAAGAGCAUCCAGUUGUCAAAGACACCAAGUUGAUCAUCUACAAAACAGUGGUGGAAGACACCAUCAUCCUUCAGCUGGGAUACAUCUAUAUCUAUACCAAUUUCAAAGAGAAAUGUGCAUGUAGAAUCUAUCCACAUCAUUAUUUAAUCUCUGAUAACUUUAAUAAUUAUUUUAUAUUGAAAUUACCAAAGAAUACACCACAGGAAUCAUUGGAUAAAUUGGAAGUAAUUUUUACAUUCUAUACAAGUUAUUUCAGAACACCAAUGAAAGAGGGUUACAACGAUAGGACAGCACAAAAGAUGGACAAAGCAACUACAAAGUUGGAAAAAGGUAGUCUUGUGGUUUCGAAAGGUUUGGUGACCGGUGGAACCUACUUUGCAAAAGGUGCGUCAAAAGUAGGUGAGUUCUACAAGAACAAUACAAAGAAAUACGAAGGACCAGAGAUGACAGAGGAACAGAGAAGAGAACUAGAGGAUCCCGACAGCGAAGCGAACAAAUCAAAGAGAAACGCAGAGAAAAUGGCACAGGGAUCGAGCAGUGUCAAGAAAGGAAUUGUAUCGGCAUUUGGUGUUGUCGGCAGCAAGGCGUCGGAGGGCGUUAGAAAGACCGAUUGGUACAAGGAGCGUGAAGAAAAGAAGAAGAAAGAAGAGGAAAUGUAUGGAAAGAACGAAAAGAAGCAAGCCGGUGCCAGUAUGGGGUCGGCAGGAAUCAGUGCCAUCACCAAUGUUUGGGGUGGUCUGGAGGAAGGUGUUUUAAUCUCGGCGAGAGGUGUGAGGGAUGCUUCAGUCGAUGCCACCAAACACAAACACGGUGAAUACGAAUCGGAACUCUCGAGAAAGAAAUGGGAUUCCGCUGGAAGCUGUACGAUUUCCGUUGUCAAUAUCAUGUCGAUCGUCUCUACCACUUGGAUCAAGGGAGCGCUCUAUGCUGCUGCCGGUGCCAUUACAUACGAUCCUGACAAAGCACAAAACUUGACCGGCGCCUACUGGAAAGCGGGAUGGGUUGUUCAGAAAUCGGAUUUGCUGUCCGGAAGCAAUUGGGCGCCGCGUUGGAUGGUCCUGAGAAAUCCGACAAUCGCGCUGUACUCAUCACCACUCGAUCCAAGCGAGAAACCAAUCUCUAGCUACUAUAUCAACAAAGUCAAAGGUGUAAAGAAACUGAAUGAGGAACGUGUGAAUCGUGCCUAUGGAUUUGAAGUGGUCACAAGUGGUCAUUCACUCUAUUUCUCAACCUACACACCAGAAGUCGAUUGGUCCGGUGAAAUCAUAAAACCACCAUCACCAGAAACCGAGCUAAUGCAAUGGAUUGAUAGUAUUAUAAAUGUAUCAACAUUCAUUGGUGAGAAUAUGUAA